This is a messenger RNA of Notolabrus celidotus (New Zealand spotty), 1560 nucleotides long. It is a transcript of the gene endouc, whose product is annotated as endonuclease, polyU-specific C. The record is from RefSeq and is a predicted model, not a curated record. Gene Ontology annotation, molecular function: RNA endonuclease activity. Bases 16 to 1143 code for a protein of 375 amino acids. The transcript has 8 exons. NCBI's taxonomy places the organism in Eukaryota, Metazoa, Chordata, Actinopteri, Labriformes, Labridae.
CAAACAUCUGAAAACAUGCCUGGUUCGAGUGACACAAAGCGCCAUCUGGUGUCUGUUCAGAGGAACUGUUUGAACGUGCUCAGUAAAAGGAUCCCCCUCCACCCGCCUGCAGGACAUGCGGGUGGAAACUUGAUCAGCAAGAGAAACGUGAAUACUUCACUGUUGUUCAAGCUGCACGAGAGGAGGCGAGUAAGACGAAUCAUGGCUGCAAGGUUCGGUGGAGUCUUUGUCCUUCUUACAGUGCUUCUAUCUGGACUGAAUGCAGCAAGACCUGCGGUUAACCAGGAACUAUCCAAUAUUUUCAAUGAGCUGUGGAGGUUGGAUGUGAGUCGUAUGACACCGGGUGUGGACUACACAGUUUCAGUUCAGAAUAGAGCCAAUUUUGUAACCCAGGGCAGCCAUGUUGUCCAGGAUCAUGCUGCACUGCCUCUGUUCUCCAGCGUUAAUGAAAACAAGAUGAAUAACAUCACCACAUUCUCCAGGUUCACAAAACUUCUGGACAACUAUGAGCGGUCCACUGGCACGGCUGAACAAGUCACAACAGAGGAGCAGACUGAGAUUAAUCUCUUCCUGGAUGCCGUCUUACAGACAGAAGUCAUGAAGCACGCUCACAGGCACCUGGUGAGCCAAGGGAAGUCCAGUUCUAAUCUGAGGCUCUUUAAGAGUCAGCUGCACCUGAUCUGGUUCCAGCUCUACCACAGACAGAGAAACGCUGGCCUGGACUCCUGCGGGUUUGAGCAUGUGUUUGUUGGGGAGACAAAAUCUGAAACACAAAUAGUUGGAUUUCACAACUGGGUCCAGUUCUACCUGCAAGAAAAAAACAACCACUUGGACUACAAGGGAUACAAGGCCAGGGACAAUGACUUGCCUGAUCAGGACGACCACGUCCUGAACCUCCAGUUCAGCUGGCAUGGUUUGGUGAAGCCCGUUGGCAGUGCCUUCAUCGGGACCAGCCCUGAGUUUGAAAUGGCAGUCUUCACCAUCGUCUUCCUCAUCAACACGGAGAGAAGCACCACAGUGCUGGUCAACAUCGACCAGUGUCAGAUGGAGCUGGUGGUCAUCAGACACGGACGCUCCCUCGGGACAGCUUACCCCAAACUGCUCAGCAGCAACAGCCGACAUGUUAGACAGCACUCACACUGAGGCUGAGGAUCAUGUGAUACAAAGUUAUACCCCCAUAAUAUCCAUGAGUCUAAUGUAAUCAAUGUAUACAGGUUUGAUGAACUGUAAGGAAUGAUUUCUUUUGGAUUGUUUCAUUAAUCAUCUGUUAACAUAUGAGCAGUACUUUAAAGUUUCGUAAAUGCACAAAUGUGGAGUUUGUCUUUGUUUCAAUGUAACCCAGAGAGAAACGUUGAUGGGGAUACCUACCUAUUCAAAUAAGAACUGUUUUUAACUCUUUAUGAGCAAAUGACAAGACGAGCUCCAAGUUAUUCAGAUCUCUAAAUGUCAGACAUCAGGCCACUUACCAAUAGAUUAGUUGAAAAGCUUUGUUUAUUGUGUUUUUAGCGUGGUUGGACAGAGCAGAGACCACAAUUAAAAUGAUUUUUAAAAUAAAGAUGA